AUGGCGGCAGAAGUUGAUGAUGAUCCGGCGAUCUCGCAGAACUCUGAGUUAUCUUCUUUUCGCUCCUUCAAACAAGCUGGUUUGGACAGACGACGGCCUUCGUAAGUUUAUGUUUUUCUCCCCUAUACUGUCAGAGCCUAUUACAGUCUCGCGAGACACGCAAGAAACUUCAAAUCCAUGAAAUGAACAAGAUGGCGGCAUGAUAGAGCUUGCUGUCAUGUCGUUUUCAAUAGAUCAGCGCGUCAGUGUUUCCUUUUAGACUCUAGAAAAUUCAAAACUUACUCAAGGCUCGAUAUCACUUCUUCUAGUUUGGGCCGGUUUUGGUUAUAGAGCUAAGAGCCCUUGAUGAAUUCCAUGAGCAGUGUAAAAAGCGAUUAUGUCUUAAACUCGACCUUCUCAUUACAAUCUGAAAUUUUACCCAAUAAAUUGAUGCUAUGUUGAUAAACUCGAUCUGCCUGUGCUAGAUUUGAGGCUUCUUACCUGCAGCAAGAUUUACACAGAACUCAAUAAAUGGUAACCAUUCACAUAAUUUACUUGAAAUUGCUCAAAAUGAGGCAUCAAAAAGACCUGGAUUGGACCAUAUCAGAUCAACCCCUGUAACUCACUAAAUGACAGAAGGUAAGGGAUAGGGUUACUGGAAAUGAUCCGAUCCAGUCCAAUCUACGUUUUGCCAACGGUGUCAGCCAAUGGUAAGCUAGUACAUGCUAGCUACAGCUUGCCCAAAUGGCAAGCUGUAAAACUGACUUCCUUUAAAUUUGCAUCCUGGGCCUCUAAAAUGGAAGGCACAAAAGUAAAGGGUAAGUCAAGGGGUGGUCUGGGAAAAUGAUCAGUGUUCUCCUUAAAUUUUAGCUCUGCAGGUAAUUGGCCAUUCAUGGCCGGUAAGGCCAAAAAAAUGUGUGUCAGAGUCACACUUUCCAUGGGAGAAGAAGGGGUAGUGGAGUGAGGGACAUGGCCCCACCCUUGCUGAGAAAUUUAGGAGCUAAGUUCUCUACAACAUCAUUCCCUUAUUUUAAGACAUAUUUUACGCAAAUCAGCCUAUAUCUUUAGACAACAAUUUAAAACAUUUGAUUCUGAUAACGAUUACAUGUAUAGUGAGUACUUUUCCAUCAUUUCCUUGUGAGAGUCGGAUCGGAUCACAACUUGAGUAUUUUUUUAAACUACUUAUUUAAUUUUAGUAAACCUUCAAGUGGUUUCAGGCGGUAAGAAGUGUUGCUUCAAGCAGUAAAUUUUAACAGUUACUGCCUGAUAAGGAGAACACUAAAUGAUAUCAAGAAAAUGCUUCAUUCACUCUCAAGGAAUGGGUUUUGAAGUUGAUUUUUUAGAUUUGUUUUGUCUGUGAACCUCAAAAUAAUACUAGGUCUUGGCAAGUAUUAGAUUUUACCACGUAAGGUGUGGCUGCAUUGUGUUUUGGUGGACCAUAAAUUUCCGAAGUGUUUAAACAUUUUUUUUUGUCUUGUAGAAAACGCCAGACAACUGUGAGAAGUUUUAAGAUCAAAACAAGCUGGAGCAGUGAUGCAUCAUCCACUGCCAACACUAUUAUCUCCAGUCAAGUAAGAACAAAUUGCCAUCCUUUUAUCCAUUCAUUUCUUAAUCUUUUCAUUUUGUAUGAUGUGAUGCAGAAGUAUUUGCUUUCACAGCGUCCCUGUAAAUCCAAGGUUUAAAUAAAGUUGAUCUUUAUAUGUAUAACAGAGGAAAAAGCUUGUAGCAUUACCAGUCUUUUGUCUUCAUCACCAUUACAGCCUUUUUCAGGGUUGUACGAGUGUUUGUAUUCCCUUAGUUCUGGUACCUCAGCCUGCUUGCAAGAUUUUCAGCAGUUCAUGUGUGUUUUUUCUAUUCACUAUUUUGUAUGAGUAGCAUUUUUGCACAAGCAAGUGUUUUAUAUUUUUUUACAGUGCUUUUGCUUCCCUUCCCCCCAUGUCUCCCUUUGCAAAAAAUGAUUGUUAGAAUUUUCCACUGAUUCCUUUGGUUUCAAAGUGAUGGGCCCUGGUGAAAUUCUAAGUAUGUGGCCCUGCUGUUAGCUACAUUGCCUGUUGUGAAACCACUUUAUAGCUGGUGUAUCUCCUAAGGAUUGGCUUUAUGGUGCGAGGUUCUGACCUACAUUUUGCAAUGUUGGUGUUAAUACGUGCAAAUUUUAAAUUACAGGACAGGCCCCUGUUGUUCAAAAGUUUGAUAGUGCUAUCCACUGCUUAAAUCACUAUCAGUUGAAUAAGUGUUGGGGAAACCAAUUGCAUUAUCCACUGUAUAGAGAUUUAUCCAGUGGAUAGUGUUAUCCAGUCUUUGAACAACUGUACCCUGGUUUAUACAUAGUCAGUCUGUCUAUUCAGUAAUAAUGUUAGUAAAUCUCCGCUAGAAUUCUAUGGAAUCCCACAUUCUGAUUGGCAGAUGUAACUUAUUGCAGGUACUUAAUUUUGCAGUAACUGUACCCUGGUUUAUACAUAGUCAGUCUGUCUAUUCAGUAAUAAUGUUAGUAAAUCUCCGCUAGAAUUCUAUGGAAUCCCACAUUCUGAUUGGCAGAUGUAACUUAUUGCAGGUACUUAAUUUUGCAGUCUUAAGUUUUGUGUUUUUUUUGUAAUUGUAAAAAAUCAUGAAAUUAAAGAUUCACGAAUAAAAAGCCUCACGAAAUUUCAACACGUAAAAUUUAAUACUCAUAAAGAAAACUCAAAUCACAGAAAAACUGAUUAACACCAAGAGAUGUAAGUGUAAUGAAGCUAAAAUCCUGACAAAUGUGUUUUACCUGAGGAGGAAAGCUUUAUCGGGUGGAAAGCGGUGAAACAAUACCAACAUUUAAAUUGAUCAGUCCGCCCUUGUGAAAGAAUUUGCUGGAGAGUUUGAAUGUUUUGUUUUUCACUACCCUUGAAAAAUAUCAACACUGUUCAGUCCUCAACCUAUGACCCUGUUGUGAAAAAGAAAGCAACAUUUGUUUUCAUUGAAAAAAGGAUAAAGUAUAAUAUUUCUUCAAAAAUCAAGGUAGAAGCCUGAUAAAAAGGCUAAGAAAUAAGCUGAAAAACUUAUAGAUUGAGACAACAUACGCGAUAACUUGUACUGCGAUUAGAUUGUGUGACUUGUGUGAGAGUCUGUUGUCUGAAAAGGAGAACAACAGUCCCCUUUUCCUGAAUUACAAGAGAAACAUUCAAGCUACCAUCAAAGUCAAUUUUAGAUCCUGUGCUUUGAUUCCGGUAGGAUAUUCAAGGAAAAAUGCUGUACUGCUUGGUAUCCUCUUGGUCGAAUCAUGAUAGCCGAAUCAUGACUGCGGAAUCAUGUCUAAAAAUCCAGGUGUAUAGUACACAGCUCUGAAAUCAACUGUAAUGCUAGUCUUCAUUUACGUGACUGCACAAUGUAGCUACUUCUUUUGUUCAUAUGACAUAAUGUGACUGCGCGAUGUGGUCAUUAUGUCAGCCCACAAAUGACUUGCUCAUCACUAGAGUUCUCAGAUCAGUAGCUCAGUGGUUAGAGCAUCUGACUAGUGUUUGGAAGGUGGUGGGUUCAAUUCCCAUCUGGAACUCAGAAUUUUUUUCUGAGUUCUUCUCUCCACACAUAUCAUUCUAUUUAAUAUUUUUGUCUACAUAUAUAAAUACUUUUCAAACCAAACUUAAUUAAAAAAUUUGGAACCUUUUUUCUCUGUUGUUUUGUUUGUUUGUUAACUUUAUGUGUUGUUGUUGUUUUUUUUUUUGUACAGGGGUCAUCUACUGAUCUUCCAAGGACACAAGAACUAUCUACAAUUGCCCCAAGUCCAGUUCAGCUUCCAUUAGAGACGUCUACUACAUCAAACUCAAGGUCUACUGUACCAAAACAUACAGCAGCACUUGAUCCUGAACCACAAGAUACCAGCAGUUCUUCUGUUGUUGAGUGGGCAAGCCCUGUAAAUGUUUUACCUGAUCCUAUCCAGAUGCCAAUCAUCCUUAGGUCAAGGGCGCCUCGUGAAAGUCCAAGUUCAAUUGUAUUGGAGAGUCCGCAAGCUCAUUUAUUACAAACAGGUGUGAUCAUUUUUCUUACAGAAAUGGGCACAAAAAAUGUUCUAACUGAUCAGCAUGCAAAGAAAGUCGAGUCCGAUAGCCGAGGGCCAGUGGAUAUUGCUAUCGGCCUAGUGAAUUCUGUUCUUAAUUGCGUAACAGGCAAAUGAAUUUUUUCGGGUACAGUACAUGUAAUUCAAAUAAGAGAAGAACAGGAAACCUGUUAUCAAUCCUGCUCAUCCAAUUUUUUUUUUCCAGCUAGUGAAAAUGAUGUUCGGGCUAGUAUGUGCUAACUACAGCUUGCUCGACUAGAAAGCUGUAAAACUGACUUUCUUUGCAACCUGCCCGAUACCUCAGAAUCAGGUGUCACAGAAAUAUUAUGAACCUUUCUUAAAUUUUUUGUGCAAAAAUUUGGGUAUUUAAUUAAUUAAUUUAUUUAUUUAAUUAUUCUACUUCCACUGUUGUGUGCAGUUUGUAAAAAUGUUAUUACCGUUUUGAUUCACUGGUAAAGUAAUAUUAUUGUAAUAUCAUUAUUUACUGGUCGUGUUGCUGACAAGCAAAUAUUAUUUUUUAUUAACUGAGCAAGCAAAAUUUCAUUUCGUUAUUAUAAUGAAACAUGGCCAGCUGCUGCAAUUAAUGUUCCUGUGAUAUCUUUGACAGAUGAAGCAGCAAGUGUUAUUAAAAUACCAAGUCCAUCGCAAAAGGUACAAGACAGUUUUAUUAUCUUUUAAAUUUUGCCAGUUUUAUAUACUCCGUUUAUAUAAUAUACUACAAAAGAGGUCAAAGAAAAUUUCAUGAUCAACUCCACAGUUCAGUAGUUAAUAAAUUAAUUUAAAUUUUUUUUUGCUACAUGCUGAUGAUCAUCUUCAACCUUUAACUGAUUCCUCGUCUCUGUUUGAGAAGACACCACUGUCUGGUCCUGGAAAAUUAAAGGCAAAAAGAGGCAGAAAAAGGACAAAAGAUGACGCUGAAUCAAAAACAACUGAGGAAGAGGAUUCUCUAGAAAAUGAGUACAGAGGUAAUAAUAACAAAAAUAAUAUUAAUGAAAUUUAUGGCUACUGAUAUUACUGUUUAACUCAAAAAAAGCUUUUUCAAAACGACUUCAAGACUGCAGUCAAUAAUUUACAACCAAAAGUGAAGAACAGAAAAUUAUGGUAACAAAAUAAAUCAAAGUGAUUUAGGUACAGUUUGGUACAUCACUUUGUACAUCAUUCAUUCACUUUUAAGUGGCCAUGAUGGACAGGUUAUUUUAGUGGUUGUUGCCACUCUGGAGAGGUAGCCAUAUGCGUCAUAAAGAGCUUAUAACAUGAUUCAAUGAAUAAUGUACUCAAANUAAUUUAAAUUUUUUUUUGCUACAUGCUGAUGAUCAUCUUCAACCUUUAACUGAUUCCUCGUCUCUGUUUGAGAAGACACCACUGUCUGGUCCUGGAAAAUUAAAGGCAAAAAGAGGCAGAAAAAGGACAAAAGAUGACGCUGAAUCAAAAACAACUGAGGAAGAGGAUUCUCUAGAAAAUGAGUACAGAGGUAAUAAUAACAAAAAUAAUAUUAAUGAAAUUUAUGGCUACUGAUAUUACUGUUUAACUCAAAAAAAGCUUUUUCAAAACGACUUCAAGACUGCAGUCAAUAAUUUACAACCAAAAGUGAAGAACAGAAAAUUAUGGUAACAAAAUAAAUCAAAGUGAUUUAGGUACAGUUUGGUACAUCACUUUGUACAUCAUUCAUUCACUUUUAAGUGGCCAUGAUGGACAGGUUAUUUUAGUGGUUGUUGCCACUCUGGAGAGGUAGCCAUAUGCGUCAUAAAGAGCUUAUAACAUGAUUCAAUGAAUAAUGUACUCAAAGGUAGAUUGAGUUUGAUCGUCUGGGUGAACGUAGUCCUGAAUAGGACUGUUUUUGUUGACACUGACUGACGUUUUUGACUCUGAAGAUGACUACUGCUCAAGUUGUCAAAACGUCAGUCACUGUCAACAAAAACAGUCCUAUUCAGGAAUAUGUUCACCCGGAUGAUUAAACUCAACCUACUUAUGAAAUGACUCCUGGGUUCAAACCUUUCACAGAAUAAAGUACUGUUCACCAGGCCAAAAUUGUGGCCGUGGUAGAGAGGUACGUGGCCAUUAGCAGAGGUUCAACUGUGGCAAAAAUUUCCCAUUUUCAUUUUUACCAUCAGAAAUACGAGGUUUUAAAGAGUAAGAUAAAAAAUAAAGAACUCAAGGUCAAGAUGAUAAUGGAAAUUUCCUACUUUUCCCACUCUAAUUUAAUUAUUUCUUUCUCCAGAAAAUAAUUUUGUGAGAUUGUUUAAUGCGGAUCAAGGACGGAAGAAUAGCAUCUCAGAGAUCACAGAUCUUGAUGUUAUUCUUACUGCAAUAGAGGAAGAGGCCCUUGAUAUCAGGUGAUUAGUAAAUCAAUCUACUCUAGUAACAAUAACAGGCGAGCUUGGACAAGCAAAACGAGCUUGUAACUUCCUGCAGACAGGCGUGCAAAUUUCUUGUUAGCAGCUUUACAUCUUCCAUUGUCACACAAUAGUUUCUGAUUCAAAUUCUGCAUGCUCAUGUCUAGUAUAAGCGUAAUGUUGUAACAAACUUUUCAUUGGCCAAUUUAUUUGAGGAGUGAUGCUUUGCCAUGAACUGUCAGAAAAUAAGAUACCCUGGAACCCAGGGUAGGAAAAUUUCUGUUCCUCAAUCCAUUUAAUAUAUAUAUUUUUUUGCAUUUGUUUAUUAUCAUAGUGCUUGGGUGCGAUCCUCCUUAUAAAGUAAGAUAUCUCAGCUCAGAUGUUGAAAAAUAAAGCUACUACUAACUGCUGUUUUUUUCAUCAACACGUUAAACUUUUUCAUUGGGAGAGUGGCUUAAGGUGCCCAUCACCUAAAAUUUUUUACUUUCUUAUCUGAAACUAUACCUUAUUAAAAUAACUUCUGCGAAAAAAUUUUGCAGUUUGAACAAAACGUGAUUUUUUUACCAAUUUUUGAAGUCUACAUUUUUGCGGUACACUUGCGCUGCUGAUCAUGCAAACUAGCAAGCUCACAUAUGACGUCAUGUGAUGUAAAUUAAGAGACUCGCAUUACCUUGCCUUCACCAGCUGUACACAAAAAAGAUAAAUUUCAAGUAAGGAUUGAAUCACAAUGUCUUCAUAAGAAGAAAGUUUUUCUGAAAAAGAAAAACCUAUCAGAACUCUUAAUGUUUUCCUGUCGAUAAGGUCACAUGUUCCUUANCUUCACCAGCUGUACACAAAAAAGAUAAAUUUCAAGUAAGGAUUGAAUCACAAUGUCUUCAUAAGAAGAAAGUUUUUCUGAAAAAGAAAAACCUAUCAGAACUCUUAAUGUUUUCCUGUCGAUAAGGUCACAUGUUCCUUAAAGUACAUCAUAGUCCGAGAGAAGACUAAGACGAAUGGUGUGUCAAAAUGGCGGCAAAUUUGAACGUUUUUAAAAAAUUCUAAAAAAAUCGUCUUUGGCUCAAAUCGCAAAAUUUUUUCGCAGAAGUUAUUUUGAUAAGGUGUAGUUUCAGAUAAGAAAAUAAAAAAUUUUGGGUGAUGGGCACUUUAAGGCAAUAAGUGUCUUUAGGCUUACUAUGUGAUCUAAAUAUUUUUAAAUCAAACUUUUCCCGUGGAAGGAUUAUUUUGCAGCUGCCACGCGGGCCAACUACAUUAUCAAAUACUGUAUUUAGAUAAUCAUUCAGUGAAAAUAUAGGGCCAAUAACUCCACGCAAUAAUUUUGUAUUCAUUCCAAAUCAACUUCCAAUUCUGUUCGCCAGAUGACCUUCCCCUCCACGCAAGAAUCAGCCCCAUGAAGCGAGGGUGGGACACGCAAAGUUUUCUUGGAGCUCCAUCCACCAUUUUGUCCUUUUUUGACAUAGAUGAGACUCAUUUCUUGAUUGGGCGUUUCACUCACAGGCAGCCCAAUAAUUAACACACUGACUGCAUUUUGUCAUCAAUUUAAGUUUCCAUGGAGUUGGUUUAUCCUAUUUAAAGGAUUAUUGACCUGUUAUGAACUCAUUUUGUUUUUUUCCUCCGUUUAAACUUUGCAGGAACGAAAUGAGGUCUUCAGCUGGUAAACAGGCUAUAAAGGAGUUCUUCAUUCAAAUGAGAAAAUCCUUCAGUGAAACUGUAUGUUGUGACUAAACACAUAGGGCCUCCUCCAUGCAUGCUCUUUCCUACUGAUGAUGAUGAUGAUGAUGAUGAUGAUGAUGUUGAUGAUAAUGUUGAUGAUACUGAUAAUGAAUACUAUAAUUCUAAUAAUAAUAAUAGCUUGAUAAUGGUUUAAUAUUGAUAAUGAUCAUUAAUGAUAUUGAUAACAUAAUAAUAAUGAUGAUGAUGAUGAUGAUGAUGAUGAUAAUGUACAAGGUAGAAAAGGAGUGGGGUUGUUGCAAAUCACAAUGCUUUUACCCUUUAAAUAUGUCAAUGAUCCCAACUGAUUAAAAACAGUUAAGGGUAUUUUAUGUUGGAUUUAUGAGUCAGCUUCAAUACAUGCACAAAAAGCUAGGACCUAGUGAAUGCAUUAUACAUGUACCUAGAAGAUUAUUCUUUGGCUCUUUUUUUUCUCCUUUGUCCUCGCAACUGUUUAUUUAUGUAUUUAUUGUCAUACUAUUAUAGGUAUUUAUUUAUUUAUUUAUUGAGCCUGCCUCUCCUUAUGAUUUCAUUGUAAAUUGGCCUUUGGCAUAAAAACCAAUAUUUGGAUGAAUUUCUUAUGCGGUGUACAUCUGGUCUUGUUUGAUAUCCAUUUCUAUAUGUGAUAUAUUUUUCACUCUCCCAUAAAUUAUUUUGCAGAUUGAUAUUUACAAAGAAAAUCACAUGCUGAAAGCUGACCUCAGAAAGGUACAGUAUGACAGAGAUAUUUUGCUUUGUUUUGUUACUAUCUUUUCUGUUAGAGUUAGAUUAUGGUAAUGAAUCUUGACUACAAAGUAAAGAAAUUAAAGGCUAAAUGACCAAAAAUCCCUAACACAAAAAACUGUAACAAUUCUUAAUAAUAAUUAUGGACUCAAAGAUGAGAUCUUAUUGAGUUUAGUAAAAUAUGACAUCCAGGUUUCAAAGAAAAUCAGUUAUACAGCUUGUUCUUUGGGCAAGCUGUAGCUAGCAUGUUCCAGCCCAAGAGUCACUUUAACUAGCCCACCCAAAAUUUUUGAUUAUAGUACCUCUGUAAUUUCAAUUCCCCCAAAAAACUUCACUUUAAAACCCAUUGGGCAAGUUAACAACAGAAUUCACUUGCCUGAUAGCAAGAUCCACCAGCCCCUGGCAACGGACAUGACUUCUUUGUUUCUGAUAAAGUAAAGGUACACACGAGCUUAGGGCCCAAACAGCCAGAGCUUAUCCCAGUUUCUUUAGCUUGAAGCAUGCCUAGGAAUAUUGCUACUCCCUCCUGGAUGGGAUGUUGGUCCAUCACAAGGUUACUCCCAGCAGUAUGUCGCUGCUACCCAUUUAUAUACCUGGGUGAGGGGAGAAAAAGUGGAGUAAAGUUUCUUGUCUAAGGAAACAACGCGACGGGCGGGGCUUGAACCCCAGACCUCCAGAUCCGGAGUUUGAGGUGUUAACUGCUCAGCCACACAUUCCUCCACAUAUUUUGGUUAAGGCAUUUCACUUAAUUUGAUAAAUAGAAUGAAAAUGAUUGAUUUCAAAGAUGAGAUCUUGAUGGCAUUUGGAAUAAUAUGGCAUCUUGUAUUUUUGUGAGCAUUUCAAUAAUAUUGUCAAUUCAAUAAAAAGUGCCAUCAUAAUUAUACUAAGUUAUUACUCUUAUGUCUGGUCAAGGGCUCUCUCUCUGUUAUUUUUUUUGUAAGAAUGUACCCCACUACAAUUCUCUCACAUUGAUGGGUCGUUGGCAUCUAGCUGCAAGCAUGAUAAAAACAAGACCUGUCACCAAAGGGUGGAUGAGCUACUUAUGAGCCAAUGGGCAGCAUGCAACCUUGAGUUUGGAAAACCUCAAUGCCAAACCAGUUCCCGAUAUUCUGGUGGUAAGGGCCAGUCAAGCAAUCAACCAUUAAUUUCAGGACAUUCCCAUGAUUACCUUUCAGGCAAAAUCAAAGGUGAACAAGCUUCGUAAAGAACUCCUAAGUGUUCAACAAAAACGGACAAGGUAGUUUUGUGCAUAAAAGAAUGUUAUAAUUUCUAUUUGCCUGAAAAUAAAUAAAUUUAUAUUCAGCAUGGGUAGUGGUACCCUGCGAGCAGAAGCUACAUUUCGCUGUGUGAGCUGGCGUGCGAAAAGUAGCCUCUGCCAACAAUCAUUCAAAUCCGUCCAGAAAUCUGGAUGAAUAAAUUUUAAAAAACAGGUUUUUUCCUGUUCUUGACCAGUUUAGAGCAUUGCGUAGCAAAUCAAAGUUGUCAGAUUUUUUUUUAUUCCUGUGAAACUUACGCCAUUUGACGACAAACCUGAUGAUUGAUUUCGCUUGCAAAUCACGUGACAAAUUUUGCACACGCACGAUAGAAAAUUGAACAGUUGUCAGCAGAGGCUACUUUUUGCACACCAGCUCACACAGCAAAAAUGUAGCCUCUGCUCGCAGGGUAGGGUAGUGGGUACAGUGUAUUAAAAAGAUGUUCAGGGACAUCCUUUACUUGAAUCCUCAUACCCUUUUAUUAUGAGUGCCAUUUAAACCUCUCUCUCCCAAGAAUAGGAGUAAACUUCUAAUUGUUGGGAGGUGAAUGUUACUUGACCAUUUUUUCCAAAAUAAAAGAGAAACAAAAUGAUAGUACCAUCUGAAUGGGAGAGACAAUUAAUUAUUAGUCUGGGGAGGUUAAGUUGUUUGCUAGUCUGCACCACGGGAUUCUAGAAUUACAUACCAAUAAAAAUACAGUGAAACCUCUAUUAAGCGGACCCCCAAUUAAGUGGAUACCUUCUAUUAAGCGGACACUAAGCUGGGUCCCGAAACGAACGUCUGAUAUUUCGCUUUAUAACGAACCCACAUUCAGCGGGCAACUCUAUCAAGCAGACGCGGACAACAAAAUAAGUUGUAUUUGGCUAAUAUCUAUUGUUAAAAACCUCUAUUAAGUGGACACCAGACUGAAUUGACAAUAGUAGUGUUGGGUUACAUCUUUGAAAUAAAAACUGAAGUUAGUUAAUAAUUUGCGUUUACAAACAAAUUAAAGUUGGUAAUGAAAGGUAAUGAACUUGAACUCUGGAUAGCUUCUUUAAUAACAUGCAACUUUAUCACAGUACAGAGUAACCAUUGAUUGUUGAUAGUUAACAAACAUUGUACAAUUUUUACAGCCUCUAUAUUAAGCAGACAGCCUCAAUUAAGUAGACACUUAGGAAGGUCCCGAAGGUGUCCGGUUAAUAGAGGUUUCACUUUAGUACCAUUGGAUGAGGAAGUACUGUUGUAGAGGUUUUAUGUGAAUCUUUCGCACUUUGGUGACUCUGGGAAAGAGCGUUAAAGUUAAGGAGAGAAUUUUGUUUCUGUAAAUGAUAAAAUAUUAAUGUUUUUUUCUCUGUUAUACUAGGAUUUCAGCAAAGCUUGAAAGUGAGAAAAAGAAACUACAAGAAAGCAGUGAGAGACAAAAGGUUUAAAAUAAAAAAAUGGUUAUUACCCAGCUUAAUAGUUUGUGGCUUUGCAGUUUUCUAGGUUGAUCUGACUUCCAAUGUGACUGGUCAAAACACAGUUAACAUUUUGACUUGAAAAAAAUUUGGGUGUUUGACAAUUUGUUCUGUUUUUAAGUCUGACAGUAAAAUGAUUUUUUAAAACAAUUUACUAGGUGCUGGAAGACUUUAGCUCAUUCUUAGUCAAACUUCAAGCUUUGCAUGAAGAGUGCCAAACAGACCCAACUGCAAAGAAAGGAUCCAAGGUGGUAAGAAUAGCUUUUCAAUUAAUUUUAUCCUUGUAGAAUGAACAAUUUGACUCAAAUUCUUGAAAUUUAGAAGGCUAAAUGGAAAGCACCCCAGAAAAACUACUUUUAUCGACAAGUUACUUAUGUUAUUUAAAUAAAGAUCUCAGCUUACUAAAUAGAUGUUAUUUUGUGACAUUUUUUGCCUCUAAUUAAUUUAAAUAAUACUGUUGAGUGAAAACUUAAAAGUGGAUAUCAGUUUAGGGAUCCUCAAUCUCUCUCAGAAAAGGGGCUACAAAGUUUACCAUAUGAUAGCGAGGUUUUUGUCUAUUUAACUUUUGAAAUCUGUGUGCAAAAUCAUACAGUGUUAUCAUUCAAAUGAAACAUCUUUUUAUUAUGAUUUUACUAAAAGAAAUUCUUGAAUUUUUUGUCAAAUUUAUUUUUAUUUGGCCUACUGUAGCUCUGUUAGGAGUGAAAGAUUAUUGAGAAUUAGAUCUCAGUCCUUGCCGAUCAUGAGUUAAGAUAGGUCUUAAAACAGAGGUCAUAGUAAUGUACAUUUUAAUUAUAACUUUGAUACUGGUUUUUCAGGACUAUGGGUCAUUCAGCAACCUUCCUAGUUUGAUCAUUGAAGGACAUGGCUUAUUGACAGCCGCCAAUCAAGUGAAUUCCAUCAAUGUCACAGGGCAACAAAGGAUAUAAUUGUAAUCCAAAUGGAUUUUUGAGGAGUGUAAUGUCAUGUAAAUAAAGAGGUAGUUUAUUUUGUUUAAAAUACCCUUUUAAGAAAAUAAAUAAAUUUAUGUUAUAUAUUCUCGGAAGUAAUUUUAGUACUAAUGCUAGUGGGGACAAGCAAAUGCUUGAAACAGAUAAUAAUUUAAAUCCAACAUAAUGGGGUUAAGAAUCCCAACUGGCCGUGAGCAAACCAGUUGGCUAUUUACAAGCAUGGUCAAGAAUUGAACUCAGGAGGACUGAGAACAAAUCCAGGUAACGGUCACGCGUGGACUCCAAAUUGCAAAUCCAGUGCUCUAACCACUUAGCUGCCUCCUGCAGCAAUGUAACAAUGAUUGAUAAACAUGAGUAAUAAAUAUAAUUAGUAAGAGAUGAAGUUUUUCAGAUUUGAGAUCUAGAAUUUUCGGAACAUUUGACGUAAAAUUUCUUGCUUGCCUGCCUCUCUUAGGAUUUUCGAACAUCUAAAAAAUUGGUAUAAUUGCCCAUUUUUAUCAGAUUUUUACCCUAAAAAGGUCUCCUAGAAUUUUCGGGAGCCUUUUUUCUGGCUGAAAUUUUCGAAAAGGUAAGUUUUGAUCCCUAUAAUUUUCGGAUCACUAGAAUUUCAGCUAGCAAAUCCGAACAGAUGAAAAAUUUUUAUGGGAUAAAAAUAUGCCUGUAUCUACCCGUUACACACUAAAAUACGUUUAACAAUGCUAUGUUUAAGUGAUUUUGAACUAUAUUCUCAUUGGGUGCCCCCUGGACAGUGACAAGCAGCUGUGCAGUUGAUGGAUAUAUUUUUUAAUGCAGAUAUCUCACAUGCUUGGUUAACAUUGAGUACAGACAAAAUUAUUGACAAACCUUCACUAAAGGCCACCUCUCUACAAUGGCCACGUCCCUACAAUGACCACUUUUUUAGCAGACAGUCCAUACAUUGACCCUUGUUUUAAACCUCUCUACAACGACCACCAUCCUCUGCCCCAAACGCGGCUGUUGUGCAGAGGUUCUACUGUUAUUUUUAUUUGUCGUGUGGCAGCAUCUCCUGUUUAUAACCAGCUUUGUUGGUAAAAAAUCUGUAAUUUUUUUAAUUUACUUCUGUCCAGUCAUCCAGCAAGAUGCCCCCUCAUGUACUCAGCCAAAAAUAUUGUUGUGCUGUGUAGCUCCAGUGAGAUACAAAAGCUAUUUAGGUUUCUUGGAAACUGACCACCCACCCAUCCCUUAAGUCAACAUUAUCACUUACUUCUCACUUAGGGCAAAAUGUUGGUUUAGGGGAGGGGUAGGUGAGAAGUUUCCCAGAAUUGAUUUAUGACUAACAUGGGUCAUUUUAUGGCUCAGUCUAUGAUGCUCUAGAUUAUCCAGAUCUGAUCAUCCCCCACUCCUCCCCCCUGUACCUCAUCCAUGCACACACGUUACCCAUAAUACACCUUUCCAGGAGCUGUUCUUGAAUGCUGUGGCCUGGAACAAAACAUGCCUCAAUGAACUUUAAAGAAAAGUAUCGUAAAUUAUAUGCACAAAACGGUUUCAGAAUGUUUAGUUUGCGGGAUUGGCGCGCGCGUUGUUCCUUUACGCGCAAGACUAAGACCAGGGUGACCCCCUUUGGAAUUUUUGGCACGUCACACAAAAAUCUUCACCAAGAUUGCGUGACAAAUCAGUUACGUUUCCAGUGGUUUUGCUGUAUUGGCUGUAAACGACCACGGUGAGUACAUACUAUGGUUUUAACUUUUGAGUGUAAGGUCAGGCGGUGCUUAACUGAUCUUUUGAAUUGUUCCUCUAACACCUUUCAGCUGAUUUCUUUGUUCGAAAACAGACGCCACGCGAAACCAAGCUGGAGCACAGUGACGCUUUACUCCAUAUAUGGAAGCGCGCUUUGUUGGCUUCCGUCAGUUGAUUGGUUAAUCCGCACCCUGACGGACGCAAACGCUUCACGCUAA
Messenger RNA from Porites evermanni, 14315 nucleotides. The record is from the annotation of a GenBank genome assembly. Lineage: Eukaryota; Metazoa; Cnidaria; Anthozoa; Scleractinia; Poritidae.